Messenger RNA from Bactrocera neohumeralis, 865 nucleotides. Its product is annotated as attacin-B-like. Gene Ontology annotation, cellular component: extracellular region. The coding region runs from base 78 to 713 and encodes 211 amino acids. Gene Ontology annotation, biological process: defense response to bacterium. The record is from RefSeq and is a predicted model, not a curated record. The transcript is spliced from 2 exons. NCBI's taxonomy places the organism in Eukaryota, Metazoa, Arthropoda, Insecta, Diptera, Tephritidae.
ACGGACAGAACACAUUCUAACGAAAGCUCAAACAGCAAACACACAGCAAGCGCAGCUUCAACUGCUACAACAACAACAUGAAAUUCUUUGCGACCAGCAUACUCGCUUUGGCGCUUUUCGGCGCACUCGCCGCCGCAUACCCGCAAUCGUUGGGUGGCUCGUUGAGCAGCAAUCCGAACGGCGGCGCCGAUGCUAGACUGGAAUUGGCGAAGGGUAUUGGCACGCCGGACCACAAUGUGAUUGGCAAAGUCUUCGCUGCGGGCAAUACGAACGGCGGACCAGUGGCCACGGGAGGCGCCUUGGCCUACAACAAUCAUGGCUUGGGCGCUGCCAUCUCGAAGACGCACAUUCCCGGCGUACGCGACACCUUCAGUCAGAGCGUCAAUGCGAAUCUCUUCAAUAAUGGCGUGCAUAGCGUGGAUGCCAAUGCCUUUGCUUCGCAGAACAAAUUGGCGAAUGGUUUCAAGUUCGAACGCAACGGCGCCGGUUUGGAGUACUCGCACAUCAACGGUCAUGGCGCCAGCUUGACCCACAGCAAUAUACCGAACUUCGGCAGACAAUUAGAGUUGGGUGCCAAGGCGAAUUUGUGGUCUUCUCCCGAUCGUAAUACACGCUUGGACUUGACUGGCAGCGGUUCGAAGUGGUUGAGUGGACCGCUGAGCGGACAGAAGGACUUCAACGCCGGUUUGGGAUUGACUCAUAUGUUUGGCUAAACGAAGAUUAAAAUGCUGCGGGGUAGUAAGAGAGUGGGGGAAACACAUAUGCUUCAUGAUUUGUGUAAAGAAUUGUUCUUAAGUAACAGAAUUUAUUGUCCGUUUAUAAAAAAAAUAUUUAUUAUAAAAUAAAAUUGUAUUCGAAAAGUAAA